AGCGAGGUAUACUUGAACGUCUGAAUGCGGGUGAGGUCGUCAUCGGAGAUGGUGGGUUUGUUUUUGCGUUAGAGAAGAGAGGUUACGUCAAAGCAGGACCGUGGACGCCUGAAGCGUCAGUUGAACAUCCUGAAGCAGGUAUAUUCAAUAUUCUUGAAUUUGGCAGUCUAGCUUAUCCAUAGUUUAUAUCGGAAUGUUUCUCCAAUUGUACUAUAAUAACACUGCAUCAAUAAGGACUUGUAACUGUUACAGCACCUCUGAAGAGAACUGGUAUGAACUAUCCAGUAUAAAUAAAGUUGGUUUAAUUUUUUCCUCCUGUCAUCACACUGGAACAAUAUGAGAUGUCACUUAAUACUGGACCUCUAGGAAGAACAGUUUAGAACUGAUAGAGCUAUCCAGUAUAAAUAAUGUUUGUUUAGUUUAGGUUUCCUCCUAUAGUAACACUGUCACUGGACCUCCUAAGGAGAACAGUUUAGAACUGAUAGAGCUAUAUAUAUACAGUCUAAAGCUAUGUAAAUAUUAAUUGAUUUUUGCUCAUUCAUUUUGUAGUUCUGCAGUUACACAGAGAAUUCUGUCGUGCUGGAUCAGACAUUGCGCAAGCAUUCACAUUUUAUGCCAGUGAAGACAAGCUAGAUAACCGAGGAAACGAUGCUGGCAAAAAAAUAGGGGUUGGUUUUAACAAUUCAGGAUUUUAUUGUUAAUAUUACAGGAUAAAUGUGACCAUUCAAAUGCAUGUGGUGAUCAUCGAUUGCUUGGCUUUGAUUCCUGAUAUUUUCAGUUGUCUGAUUAUAAUUGAGGUUAUUGUAAGGCUUUUUUAUGGCUGUUAAUACAACAGCCCCAAUCUUGAAUUGAGUUUUGAAACUCAACCAUGAUCAUCAAAAGGUUGAGUCCAAUAAAGAUGAAGUUGCUCAAGUUUUUCUAAAAGCAUAUGUAAAGAAGGCUAAAAAGGUUCUGUGGCCUUCACCCAUACUCUAUGGUCCUUAAUGUACUCCAUUCAUGAUCCUAAAUUUUCAUUUUAGGUCAAGUCUGUGAACCAAGCCUCGUGUGAUCUUGCCAAACAAGUUUCAAAAGAAUUUGGGUGUCUUUGGCUGGGUGGUUUGAGUCAGACUCCAACAUAUUUGAGUGACGGAAACAAAGAAAAAGUUCAGGAAGAAUUCAGAAAACAAACCAAAGUUUUUGUCGAGAAUAAAGCUGAUUUCCUGCUAGCUGAGGUAUGGAUUGUACUGUAAAUAUAUGCUAUAUUGUACAAAAUCUAACUUGGUUUGUGUCUCUGCAAUUAAUUUCUAUCUUUAAUAAAUUUUUCCAUGAAGUAUUUUGAGCAUGUGGAAGAAGCAGUGUGGGCAGUCGAAGUACUAAAAGAGACUGGGCUACCUGUGGCAGCUAGUCUGUGUAUCGGCCCAGAGGGUGACAUUCAUGGUGUCCCGACUGGCGAAUGUGCUGUACGUUUGGUUAAGGCUGGUAAGUAUUCUGUUGAACCAUAGUUAAUAGAGGGGAUGGUUUGGAAACUCAUUAGCAUUACAAUAAACCUCACUAUCUAUGUUUUUGUUCAGGUUUAUGCAAAAAUGUGGUCUUUCAUUGUCACGUGCGUAUUGUAUUUUUGGUCAACCAGCCAAUAGCAACGGUUUUGUCCAAUUGCUCAUCCAUGACUUUAACAAUAGGACAUUUUGAACAUUCCUAUUGGUUGACUUGAGAAAAAUACAAUACGCACGUGACGAUGAAAGACCACAUUUUUGCAUAAACCUGAACAACAUAGAUAAUGAGAUUUAUUGUGAUUUUAUUGUAAUGCUAACGAGCUUCCAAACCAUCUCCUCUAUUAACUAUGGUUGAACCCAUUGUGUUGGUGAUACAAUGGUUACUGCAUGCACCUUCUGUGACCAUCAUCAGUCAUUCCUCCAAUAUGCCAUUGUGUAGUUACAACUUGAUUGCAUUGUCUUCAGGUGCGGACAUUGUUGGUAUCAACUGUCAUUUUGAUCCCUUCGUGUGUCUAAAAGCGGUGAAAAACAUGAAAGAAGGUUUAGAUGCAGCAGGAUUGAAAGCUCAUUUAAUGAUUCAGCCAUUGGCAUUCCAUACGCCCGACUGUGGCAAGCAAGGAUUUAUUGACCUACCUGAAUUUCCAUUUGGUAAGUUCCUCUGCGUUUCAUCUGUUCCGGUCCAUGCCCUUCAUCAAAUCUGCAGACACAGGGCUGGAGGAGGCUUCAUAAACUAGGGUGGAUGUGCCAAGGCAGGAACAUUUUAAAAGAAAUAUUCUAGAUUGUUGAAAUGGCAUUCUCGGUGACUUCUCUACCUCUUUCGUUAGGCCUUUUUCAUCAAUUCUUUCAUUAUGAUUUUCAAGUCUAUGCUAUCUAUUAGUCAGCUAUCAGCGCAAGUUUUUAAAAUUCAAUGAUUGGGGAUGUGUGUGAAAGCUAUUCAGGGCCCCCUUCAUAAAAUCUCCCUCACCCCAUCCUUCCUAUGCCCCUCAGAUGACAGAACGCUUACAUAUCAAGCUGCAAGAACUGCUACUUUCAAUUGCGUCCCAUAACUUUUCUCAAUCGAUCAUAAACACUGUGUUAAUUAUAACCUCAAUAUAUUAUUACUGUAUUAUUUUUCACACGAUGAAGAAUAGGCGACAGGUUCCCUUCUGCAAUUAUUUGGUUUGCAGAAUUUGUUCACCGUUUUUGCCGCGCUCCCAUCCUCCAUAAGGUCGCUAUACCACCACAUCUUCUCAUCUCUAAUUUCUUCAUUCUAUAAUGCCGUUUUUAUUACGUGUGAAAAAAGCUUUAUGACUUUGGUUAGACCAAUUUUAAGCCUCUCACAUAAUGUUUUGAGUGAAGUAGAAUGGCGUACUCUGACAUUCUUCUCUCUUUAUUCCCAGCUCUGGAACCGCGUAUUCUCACCAGAUGGGACAUGCACAGAUACGCUCGUGAAGCUUACGACUUGGGUGUCCGUUACAUCGGAGGAUGUUGUGGUUUUGAACCUUAUCAUAUCCGUGCCAUUGCGCAGGAGGUAACUAAACUCGCGUUAUUGCUCUAUCAUUCCUAAACUGUUCUCACCAAAUGUCCAGUAAAGCUUGGUUUCCACAUGAUCGUAACGGUCGUAAAGAUUGAGUCACAAUCUUUCUCAUCAGCCGAAAUACAACAUUUUAGGGACUGUUUAUAUGGUCCCGCUUACCCGGGAUUCAAUCAAGUGUGAACUAUUUUGAGCAAUUAAAAUAAGUCGCACUUCAUGAUCUGACAAAAUUGCUUGUUAAAAAUUGUAUGAAAUUCCAUGUUUUAGACAAAAAACAAAUGUUGUUGAAUGUUAUUAAUCGUCGUCUCCCACCACAUAACUCCUAGCGCGUUCCUAUUUUCGUUUAGACAAUGUUUAAAGUUAUCUAACUUUUGUUUAGGGCUGAAACACGUAUUUCAAUUGCUCAAAAUACGUCACACUUCAUUGAAUCCCGGGUAAGCGGGACCCCUUCGAACUCUGAAAAAUACACGGAGUGAUUAUAAAUAGAAUUAUUUGAAUACUUAUGAUUUAUAUGUGGUUUACAGGUAUAACCUAUCACAAACUGGUCGUUGAGAAAGAUCGUGACUCUAUUUUUACGACCGUUUGGAAACUUGGCUUAACUAUCCAUCCCUUAUUCGCGCAGAUUUGAACGCACUACCGUUUUGUAGGUUAACAAAAUCUUCAACGCAAUCUUCCCAACAGUUCAUACAAACAUGGAAAUAUUUCUCUAGAAAUCUUGUCUGGAUCAACACUUGUUUCAUUCUCUAAAGUUUUGAAAUAAACAAAAUAUUAGGUUAAAUUUUAACCUAGGGUUAGCGCUAAACCAGCUCUCCACAACUGGAAGCUAACUAUUUUGGAUUUUAUUUUUCGUAGCUUGCAAAAGAACGAGGUCGUGAAUGUAUUGGCGCAGAAAAACAUGAAGAAUGGGGUAAAAGUCUCGUAUGUCACACAAAACCAUGGGUUCGAGCCAGGUAAACCUUGCUGUUAUAGCGGUGCUCAAAUUUGGACGACUUGAAACCCAUGUGAAAAAAAUGGAAUCGGACGAAUUUGAGGUUCCGAAUUCAAGACGCGUACCUUGUCGUCUUAACCAUGUCUUUCUUCUUUAGAGCUGGCCGUGAAUACUGGGAGAAACUGGAGCCGGCCACAGGUCGCCCGUACUCUCAGUCCUUGGCCCGCCCUGACAACUGGGAGGUGAGUCGUGGCCACACAUUAUUCAAACAACAUGUUGAAGCUACGAGUGCGAAGGAAAUGAGCGAUGUGAAGUCAUUCAGAAAAGGAUAAGACAACAACAAGAAACAACAACAACUUUAGUCUAGUGAAAUAAAUUUCAUUGUGAUUAGUGUGUAUAUCAAUGUAGUAUAUGAUACUAAACAAUCAUUGUAGGCAAAUAAUAAAUGCUUUCUUCCUGUAUGAAGUUUGUUUUUGUAUAUGCCGGCCGAAAAUAAUGUGGGGGGCUUCGGUAUCGUCAGAGCUAUCUCUGAGAUAGUGGGUUUGAUUCUCGC
Messenger RNA from Paramuricea clavata, 4466 nucleotides. The record is from the annotation of a GenBank genome assembly. NCBI's taxonomy places the organism in Eukaryota, Metazoa, Cnidaria, Anthozoa, Malacalcyonacea, Plexauridae.